UUAAGAAGAUGCUUGUUUCCCUGUGUAUGUUUACACAGUAAGCCUAUCCCUUAUGAGCUUCUAAAGACAACGUCAUCCUAUUGGGACUGGAUUUCCUGCUGUUUUUCUUAAGCCCGCACAGACGGACCUGUGUGGUGACAAGACGACUAACGCAGAGAUAGGAGUCGGUGGCAAAAUGGAUGCAUCUUCCAGCUAGCGUUCAAAGGGAAGGAUUUCGACACCAUGAAGUGGGGGAAAGGGCAGCCUCCUUCACCGAAGCCCAGGACGUGCCAUGCCAGAUAUUCCCAGCACCUAAGAGAUCAAGGAUGGAGACUUUACCUCUCUCUGAGCUCUAAGAGCCCAUACCGCUGCACUGAGAGUCACAGGAUGGUUCAACAAAGCCAAGUCUGUGUAAGAAUAUGUGCGGAAAGCAACGACGAACCCCCACCCUGCCCUUGCUGGAGGAAAAGCUGGCCAAGGCCAACUCCAGCCUUAAAGGUAGACACGUUCCCCUGAACGAUGGUUAGAAGAAAACCUCUGGAUCACGGAAGAUGAACCAACUUGAGGCAGUCAAAUCUGGGUUUUUGUUAUGCAUCGCGGUUUGCCUCUUCAUCUUUGCCUUCAUCUAUGUCAGGAAUACACUCCCCAAGGAAGCCAAUGAGCAAAAACGUUCCCUGGAAUUAGCACAGUGCGGCUUCUACCCAGAUGAGCUUUGCUCGGCUCUCUUUGAAGGCAAAGAUGCUGCUCCUCAAAUUGGCCACCUGUGCCAGCAGAUUCUUCGUGGCCAAGAGAUGUCUACCUGCAUACAGACUCCUUGCAACUGUUCAACGGUCCACAAGAGACUCCAUUUCAUUACCAGGCCACUAUCGGAAGAAGAAGGGAACUUCUCUUUGGCAUACAUUAUCACCAUCCACAAAGAGCUGGACAUGUUUAUCAAGUUACUCAGAGCCAUUUAUAUGCCUCAGAAUAUUUAUUGCAUACACAUUGACGAAAAAUCACCAAAGGAUUACAAGGUAGCUGUGCAAACCCUGGUUAAUUGCUUCGAAAAUGUUUUUAUCACUUCCAAAAGAGAGACUGUCGUCUAUGCCGGCUUUUCCAGAUUGCAAGCGGACAUCAACUGCAUGCACGACUUGAUUCAUUCCAAAACUCAAUGGAAUUAUGUCAUUAACCUAUGUGGGCAGGAUUUCCCCAUCAAAACUAACAAGGAGCUGCUACAAUACAUAAAAAGCAAAUGGAAUGGUAAGAACAUAACUCCGGGGAUUGUUCAGCCACCUCAAAUGAAAUACCGAACGCACAUAAGUUACAAUGAAUAUGCACACGCAGGAAAAUAUUAUGUGUAUCCAACAAAGAAGGUGAAAAGUGAGCCACCCCGCAAUUUGACUAUAUAUUUUGGGAGCGCUUACUACGUACUCACAAAAAAAUUUGUAGAGUUUGUACUGACUGACGAACGCGCUAAGGAUCUGCUCGAAUGGUCAAGGGACACCUACAGUCCUGAUGAACACUUCUGGGUCACUCUGAACAGGUUGCCAGAUGCCCCAGGCGCCACGCCAGAUGCAGACUGGGAUGGAAACGUACGAGCCAUCAAGUGGAGCGAUCAAGAAGGAAAAUCACACAACGGCUGCAAAGGUCAUUACGUCAGAGACAUUUGCGUGUAUGGACUUGGUGACAUAAAGUGGAUCAUUGAAUCUCCUCAUUUGUUCGCCAACAAAUUUGAGUCAAAAACCUAUCCGCUCGUCAUGGAAUGUCUAGAGAGGCGUUAUCGGCUCAAAGUACUCCAGCAGGCUGAAGUACCGUUGGAAGAACACUGGGCUUUACAGGAACAUACUUAUUUUGAUAUGAAGACAAACAUCUGAAUCCACUAUGGCCAACGUCAGAAGGACAAAAAGGCAGGAACAAAAUAAUGUUGUUUUAACGUGUAUGUUUCAAAUAGGAAAUCUGUCCAAUGCAGCACCCAAAUUCUGUAUCUUUGGACCAACAACAACAUUACA
Messenger RNA from Gekko japonicus, 1967 nucleotides. It is a transcript of the gene GCNT7, whose product is annotated as glucosaminyl (N-acetyl) transferase family member 7. Bases 531 to 1832 code for a protein of 433 amino acids. NCBI's taxonomy places the organism in Eukaryota, Metazoa, Chordata, Lepidosauria, Squamata, Gekkonidae. Gene Ontology annotation, molecular function: acetylglucosaminyltransferase activity. Gene Ontology annotation, cellular component: membrane. The record is from RefSeq and is a predicted model, not a curated record. The transcript has 6 exons.